This is a messenger RNA of Blepharisma stoltei, 306 nucleotides long. NCBI's taxonomy places the organism in Eukaryota, Ciliophora, Heterotrichea, Heterotrichida, Blepharismidae. The record is from the annotation of a GenBank genome assembly.
AUGGAGAACUUUUUGGGACGGCAAAAAUACUGCAAGGCUCUGCAAAAAACUGCAAGGCCAGUAAAAAAAUGGCAAAGCCAAGCAAAAAAAUGCAAAACUUGCAAAAUUUUUGCAAGUUUUGCAAAAACAUUGGACAAAAGCAAAAGCAAUUUAAAAAAAAGCAAAGCCAUGCAAAAAUUUAAAAAAAAUGAAAAAUUUCGCAAAGCAGGCAAAACUUUUGCAGGGUGGCAAAAAAGUUGCAAAAAUUGGCAAAAAUCACGAUUAGAAAAUUUAACAGUAAAAUUUAAUAAUUUAUUGGAAGUGUAG